This is a messenger RNA of Cryphonectria parasitica EP155, 1705 nucleotides long. RefSeq names its product glucosamine-6-phosphate isomerase. Bases 169 to 1299 code for a protein of 376 amino acids. The transcript has 4 exons. Gene Ontology annotation, biological process: D-glucosamine catabolic process; N-acetylglucosamine catabolic process; N-acetylneuraminate catabolic process. Gene Ontology annotation, molecular function: identical protein binding; glucosamine-6-phosphate deaminase activity. Gene Ontology annotation, cellular component: cytoplasm. Lineage: Eukaryota; Fungi; Ascomycota; Sordariomycetes; Diaporthales; Cryphonectriaceae. The record is from RefSeq and is a predicted model, not a curated record.
AGACACAACCCAUACACACUCACACGCGCAACUCUCUCCCUCUCUACCCCUCUCUCUAUACAUUCUUACACAAGGCAACAAGACUCAUCAUUUUGCAUUAUCCUACUACAAUCAAAACCCAUCGUCCUACACAUAGCUAGUCAGCCACAACCCCAAAAAAAUUAAAAAAUGAGACUGAUCAUCCGUGACGAUUCCGACCAGGCCAGUGCCUACGUCGCCAACUAUGUCGUGGAGAGGAUCAAGCAUUUCGCCCCUACCCCUUCCCACCCCUUCGUUCUGGGCCUCCCUACAGGUUCUAGCCCUCUCGGCGUCUACAAGAUUCUAGUGGAGAAGUACAAGGCUGGCGAGAUAUCAUUUGAGAAUGUGGUCACUUUCAACAUGGACGAGUAUAUCGGGAUCCCGAGGGACCACCCCGAGAGCUACCACAGCUUCAUGUGGAAGAACUUUUUCCAGCACAUCAACAUCCACCCCAGCAACGUCAACAUCCUGAACGGCAACGCGCCCAACCUAGAGGCCGAGUGUGUCGAGUACGAGGCCAAGAUCAAGCGGGCGGGCGGCAUCGACCUGUUCCUCGCGGGCAUAGGCGAGGACGGCCACAUCGCCUUCAACGAGCCGGGCUCCAGCCUGGCCUCGCGCACCCGCGUCAAGACGCUGGCCUACGACACCAUCCUCGCCAACUCGCGCUUCUUCGGCAAUGAUCUCGACAAGGUGCCCAAGAUGGCCCUCACCGUCGGCGUGCAGACCGUGCUCGAGGCCCGCGAGGUCAUCGCCAUCAUCCUGGGCGCACGCAAGGCCCUCGCCCUGCAGAAAUGUAUCGAGCAGGGCGUCAACCACAUGUGGACCCUCUCCAGCCUGCAAUUGCACCCUCACCCUAUGAUUGUGUGUGACGAGGAUGCCACGCUGGAACUGCAAGUCAAGACGGUCAAGUACUUCAAAUCGAUAGAGACCGUCGCGCUCUCCCAGGGCUUCGAGCAGAUUCUUCCGUCCAGCAUCCGCACCGGGCCCGAAGCCAAGGCCGUCAAGCCCACUGUGGCCCGCCCCGUGCCCACGACCGUCGUUAUUGACGAGGGUUCGCCCACCUCCCCACAGUCGCCCACCAUCCUCUCGCCCCAGCCCACCACAUCCAGGCUCCUGCGUGCCUCGUCCCCUGCGAACGAGUAUCCCGUGAGGUCCGUCUCGCCGGAUAUGGAGCUCAUCAACGACAGGAUGGCCGACCGCAUGCCCGAGCCUGGUCUUGCCGCCAUGCGUCUGACGCCAAACCCGGAGACGCAGAUGGCCAGGCAGGUUGGUGUUCAUUAAGACAAUUCUUCGUCGGGAUAGUGGUUGGGGCUUUUUAUCAUUAUUAUUGCAGGCAUCGUGUCUUGCUCCCGCUGGCGUUUUUGCUUAACUUCUUACUGUAUGACUGGAAUUUUGCUUUCUAGGUCUAUCGUUUUCCAAGAUUCCCAGAUAUUCCAACACGGUCGUUUUGAAAGUGGCUUUAUUCCCAUGAAAGAAUGUACGAGAUCCAAAUGGAAGAGGAGCUUCUCCUACGCUGAGUCAGAUACAUGCUUCUAUAUAUAUAUAGAAUGCAAAAAGAAACAAAAAACAAAAACAAGAAAAUAGAGUUCCUUUCUCAGGUGGAAAGUACUGUUUCUCGGACUCACGGCCGCUAAUCCUCGAGUUCUCCGUGAUUUACAUAUGUAACUUUAAUGUAUAUACUUCCAAC